UAUUUGGCCAGUGUUCCAAAAUCCGGCGCGAACGCUGAGCGCGUCCAUUGCUGCGUCCGUGCGCACAAUAUCGUCAUUACAUAAUUAAAAAAAUAUAUAUUACGUCGACAGAACUACAAUUAUACUAAAUUUAGUGAGUUUUGAGAACAGUUAGUGCAUUUAUUGUUAUUUUUCAAUAGGUCACCGGUCUUUUAUUUUUGGAUGCGAUAAGUAAACGUGAACCAUGGAGAAACCAACAAUGCAUAUGCUCUCCGUCCAGGAGAAGGGCGGAGAGACGAAGAAAACUAAUCAAUACAUCGCAGCCAUUGCAGCGGCGAUUGGCGCGAUCGCAGCCGGAACGAUCCUAGCGUGGACGUCUCCAGCGUUACCUCAGCUAGAGCCGCCGAAGAACACGACGAAAAAUAUUACGGAACCAGAAAUCGAUAUAUUCUCAAUGAACGAGACUGACAGCAUUAUUGAUAAAAAUUUAACUCAAGUGUUGUUAAAUUCGCUGGGACAACCUGCCGACUUUUUGUUGAAUACCACUGAAAGUUCCCUGGUGUCAGCAAUCCUAGCCAUCGGGGCGGCUAUUAGCGCCCUACCUGUUGGCGUUUUCGCACAAAAAUUCGGAAGACGCCCAACAAUGCUUGCACUAGCAGUGCCUUUUCUAUUAAACUGGGUGCUCACAAUCUUCGCUAAUGGAUCCGGGAUGCUCAUUGCCGCAAGAUUCUUCGCUGGAAUAGCUACUGGUGGUAUAUGCGUAGCAGCACCCAUGUACAUUGGCGAAAUAACUGAGACCUCUAUCCGAGGUGCUCUGGGUGCUUUCUUCCAGCUGUUCUUGACAGUGGGCAUCCUGUUCACAUUCGUCGUCGGCGGCUGGACUCAUUGGAGGACGCUCUCCAUCAUUUCCGCAAUCUUCCCGAUAUUACUGGUCGCUGUUUUUUGGUGGAUGCCGGAAACGCCCCAAUAUCUGUUAGGUCAGAACAGAAGGCGCGAUGCAGAGAAAGCCUUGAGGUGGCUCCGAGGACCUGACGCUGACCUCUCCGCGGAACUCGAAGACAUGCAGAAAGACGUGGAUAAUUCAGCCCGUCAGAAGGCCGGCAUGGUCAGCAUGAUCACCAACCGCGCGCCCCUCAUGGCGCUCAUCUGCUCGCUGGGGCUCAUGUUCUUCCAACAGUUCAGUGGCAUCAACGCCGUCAUCUUCUACACCAACAACAUCUUCCAGUCUGCCGGCUCCAACAUCCCGCCCGCCAUCGCCACCAUCAUCGUGGGAGUGGUGCAAACUAUCGCCACCUACAUCUCCUCCCUCCUCAUUGAGAAGGCCGGCAGACGCAUCCUGCUUCUCCAGAGUUGUAUCAUUAUGGGCAUAUGUUUGAUAGUUCUCGGUACGUACUUCAAGUUGCAGGAGAGCGGUGCGAAGGUCGCUCCCGUCGGCUGGCUCCCGCUGCUGUGUCUGGUCCUCUUCAUAAUUUCCUUCUCGCUCGGUUUCGGGCCGAUACCCUGGAUGAUGAUGUCGGAGCUGUUCGCCGUCGAGUUCAGAGGGACGGCGUCUGGUAUCACGGUCAUCAUGAACUGGUGCCUCGUCUUCAUCGUCACGCUAUGUUUCCCCUUGAUGAAGGACGCGAUCGGUAUUUACAGUUGCUUCUGGUUCUUCAGUGGUUUCAUGAUCAUAUGCGUUUUCUUCGUGUUCUUCUUGAUCCCCGAGACGAAGGGGAAGACUGUCUCUCAGAUCCAGACCAUCCUCGGCGGGUCGAGGUCUUGAACAAAGUCGAUCGUAAUGUGUCGAAUACUCAGUGUUUUGUUUAUGGAAUUUCGUCAAUUGUAUCAAAUAAGUUUUAGUUAUAAGACUAAUAAUUUAAAUAGAUGUGUUCAUAUCAUUUCACGCGCAAUUAUCGUUCGAUGACAUUAUAAAGUAUGUGUGGAUCGGAUUCUAGUAGACAUUGCUCGUUUUAUGUAAUUUGUGAUUAACUGUAAACAAUUUACGGCCAUUGUUAUAAACGUUGCUUAGCGGUGCCGGGAAACACUGUCCGUCUCUUUCUGUCAUUAUUGAUUUGACGUUCGUAAGAAGAAGACAGCACUGUUUACCUAAACAUCCCCUAUACGACGUUUGUAUAUAAGGUCAUUGGUUUUUUAGCAAUUUUUUAUUAUUAUUAAGUGAAAACGUGCCAAAUAUUUAUUGUCGGCGUCGGAUUUUUUUUUUUUUAAUUUAUUCGUGACGUAUUUGAAUGUGAUGUGCAAUAAAUUAGUGAUAUAGGUAAUCGCUUUUAAUUUGGAUUAGAUACUUUUUAUAAAUAUUUAAAUCUGCGUACUUUGUUAUAUUUUGUGACAAUAAAAUGUUAUUAAUAAUUUAAAUCGGUUGUUAUAUUGUUAAAGUUUAACUAAAUGUUAAAUAAAAAUGAUUAAUUAUAAUAAUACAUAA
Molecule: messenger RNA, 2398 nt
Organism: Vanessa tameamea
Lineage: Eukaryota; Metazoa; Arthropoda; Insecta; Lepidoptera; Nymphalidae
Product: facilitated trehalose transporter Tret1-like
Exons: 7
Coding region: 224-1741 (505 amino acids)
Biological process (GO): carbohydrate transport; transmembrane transport
Cellular component (GO): membrane
Molecular function (GO): sugar transmembrane transporter activity
Source: RefSeq, a predicted model, not a curated record